Molecule: messenger RNA, 321 nt
Organism: Durusdinium trenchii
Lineage: Eukaryota; Dinophyceae; Suessiales; Symbiodiniaceae
Source: the annotation of a GenBank genome assembly
AUGGCCCACAUGCAGCUGCGCACUGUCCGGCAGCUGGUGGGACGCUUCUACAUUGCCCACUGGACUGCUUUGUACUACAUCCAUGGCCUUCGGCCUUCUCCUCGCCAAGGACCUGGUUCCUCGCCAGUGGGCUCCAGUCGUUUGGCCAGGGCCUUCUCCUCAGAAGUUGGCGGAAUUCUAUCGAAUCGACCCAGAGCGGAACAGAUGGAGCGGAUGACCCGCCUGGACGCCACUCCCACGCUGCCAGCGCCGUGUGCAGCGCCCCGGUGCCGGGCACGGCGAGCGGCGUCCGCGGGGUUGGCUUCCGACUGGACGGACUGA